AGAAUUCUUGAUUUUUAAUCCAUAUAACAACAUAAAAAAUAGACACAUAAAUAUAGUAGAAGAAGAUGAGAGAAUGAUUACUUAUAAGAUGAUUAUCUAAAAUAGACAAUGAAGAUGCAUCUUUCAAAAAAAAAAAAAUCUAAUGUAAGAAUACAAAACAAAAAAAUAUUUAAGAUUUAAGAUAUAGGGGAAGGGUGAGAGGAUGGGAGGAUGAGAGAAUGAGAAAUGAGUAUUUAUAGGAUGAAAAAUUAGAUAAGUUACAAUUUAAAUAAAUAAAUUAUGGGAGUUACAAUUCCAAUUUAUUGUGUGUUGAAUACAAUUGAGAGGAAAAAUAUAAUUAAUGUAUAAUUUUAAUGAUUUCAGUUUUUAUAUUAAAGUGUGAGUUAAAUGUGUUUUAAUUAUGAUUUAGUUAAAAAUAAAAAAAUUUAAGUUACAUUUCUAAAUGGACCAAUAAGAAGAGAGUGAAACCCUACUUUUAUAUGUAUGAUUUAAAUUAUAAUCGGUCAACCCUUAUUUAUAUUUCCUCAAAUUUGUGAUCAAAGAAAAAAUUCUGAGCAAACGCCCAUCAAACAUUUAACCGAAUUCUCAAAGCAGACAAUCUCUAAUCAUCCUUUAUACCGACCGUGAAGAAGACAAGAACAUGAAGCAAAAGAUCCUGCUAAGAGUUGCUAUGACUGAUGACAAAACUAGAGCAAAAGCAAUGAAAACUGCGGUUCAGUUUAAAGGCGUGAACGCUGUGGAAAUAAAGGGAGAUCACAGGAACCAGAUUGAGGUGACCGGUGUUGAAGUUGAUAUGAUCGCUCUAAUCAACACACUCAGGAAAAAAGUUGCAUUUGCAGAGCUUGUUAGCGUAACUAAAGUUGAACCACCCAAGCAUGAGUAUGAGGAAAUAAGAACAUGAUAUCUUGGCCAUGAUCAAUGUAUCACAACAAAAGAAAGCAACUAAUGUUUUG
This is a messenger RNA of Arabidopsis lyrata subsp. lyrata, 953 nucleotides long. RefSeq names its product heavy metal-associated isoprenylated plant protein 16. The record is from RefSeq and is a predicted model, not a curated record. NCBI's taxonomy places the organism in Eukaryota, Viridiplantae, Streptophyta, Magnoliopsida, Brassicales, Brassicaceae. Bases 641 to 901 code for a protein of 86 amino acids. Gene Ontology annotation, molecular function: metal ion binding. The transcript is spliced from 3 exons.